Molecule: messenger RNA, 2045 nt
Organism: Daldinia vernicosa
Lineage: Eukaryota; Fungi; Ascomycota; Sordariomycetes; Xylariales; Hypoxylaceae
Product: carbonic anhydrase
Exons: 2
Coding region: 731-1666 (311 amino acids)
Molecular function (GO): zinc ion binding; carbonate dehydratase activity
Source: RefSeq, a predicted model, not a curated record
CUAAAGAAUCCGCUUACAUACUUGCCUCUAGUAAGUCAUCGAAACGUUGGCCAAGAGAGAAGGGCGCCAACGAUUGUUUCCGGCUCUAUUUUGUAAGAGUUAGCGAAUUAAAGAAGCCUCAUUUGGCAACUCCUGCGUAUCUUUCCGUGUGAGAUAUUGUCGUAGGUCGGGCCUUGGCCUGCUUGGCUAUUUCACGUCAUCGCCUAUGUACUAUGGUAGCUGAUCAUUUUGGGUCUAAACUACGCUCAGGGCUCCCAUCUUAUCUCGCUGCAACCUUGACGAUAUGUACUCUCCUUGGCUCGAUGAACCCCGAACUCCAUGGGGCACCUUAGGUAGCUCCAUGAAGUCCGGAUUCGAGUGAUGAGAUGCCUACCGUAGUUUCGGUAUUCAAGCCUACUAUCCUCGAUGUUGUUACAAUGCCAAUGUCAACUACCUACCCCUUCAAGGCCGAAGUUUCGGCCAAGGGAAUAAGCAGUGUAAUUUUGUUCACUCGCUGGAUCCUACUGAAUACCUAUAUAUAUUGGGGCGAUGCUCAUCAUCUGUCAGAUGUGGCCCAGGUGGGAACCAGUCUUUCGGAGUUUUCCUCGCUCUUCAUUUCUUUUCGCUUCUUUACGAUUUAUAUCCUUGCUGCGCUCCGGGAGCCUUUUCGCAUUUUUAUUGUACUUUCUCUCGUUACCUAUUUCGGUCUUUCACUCACCCAAAAUAUUCGGUUCUUAGUUGUUUAGUCAAUAUGUCGUCCGUCCUUUCUCGAUUUUUCAUCCUAGCCGCGUCUGUGACGCCGGUAUUAGGGUUUUGCGGUUCGCACACGCAUCUCGACCGAAGGGCAGAAGGAGAGGAGGUACCUAUCUCGAAAUUUGGGUAUACCGGCGCGGUAGGACCUCUUCUCUGGACUCAGCUGGACACUGCUGCCAAUGGACUAUGCUCGACUGGCAGUAACCAGUCCCCAAUCAAUAUGGUCGAUGGACAAUUCACCCUCAUCCCGGCAUCCGACGUCGAGUUAUCCGUUCCAGACGCUACAGAAGGUGCAACCUUUGAGAACCUCGGGUCAACAGUGGAGGUUGUGAUGAAAGAUGUCGGGGGAACGUUUGUCCUCGAAGGAAAGAACUACACAUUAGAGCAGUUCCAUUUCCACCACCCUAGCGAGCAUCUCAACGAUGGCGUCAGCAUGCCGAUGGAAAUGCACAUGGUAUUCACCACGGAGGCGGAGGAAAUUGCUGUGAUAGGUAUCUACGUCGACCUUGUAGAUUCGCCGACAGUUCUUCAGCUUCAUCUUCACCCCCGAAGCGCCCCAUCGACCCUACUCGAAACCAUCUUCUCUUCCAUCGGAGAAAUUGGCACCCCCGGUACCUCAACGAAGACCAAGCCCCUUGCUAUGUCAGAAUUGGUCACGCAGCUAAAGGCGGGUAGCUUCCAGCGGUAUUCUGGCUCCCUUACGACCCCGCCCUGCUCCGAGGGUGUCGCCUGGUCUGUUGCGACCGAAAAGCUCCGGUUAUCCAAAACGACUUUCCAGGCAGUACGUGAUGUUGUUGGAUUCAACUCCCGAUACCCCCAGAACAACCUCGGCGAGCAGAACCUACUUGCGGCGGCCUCAAGCGCAGCAGCUCCCCCUGCCCCCGCGAAUUCUACCGCGAAUUCCACUGUAGCCCGGAGACGAUGGGUCAUGUAAUGAGAGGUGUCUUAAGGGGAUAUAUGUUCUAACAUAAGAUUUUGGAUUGCACUGUAAACAUACUUGGCGAUACACUAAGAUCUGUAUUGUAUUAAAAUAGGUACAUAAUAUAUAAUAUGGGCUUGUAUAAAAGAUUAGUUAUAUGUAAUUGUAAAAGAAGAUUAGAAAGACAAGAGGUAAUCUGAAGUUAGAGAUUAUGCAUAAAGUUAACCGCACUUGCUGUUAUAUUAAGCUCAAACCAAGAACUUGUCACUUCCCCGUUUACCUGCGAGUCUGGCUUGGAUAUCCUUGGAUCUUCUUGGCAGGUCCUCAAGGUUCCAAAGUUGUUUGCUUGCCAAGGUGCUUCUGUGAUGUUCUAGUGCAAAGUUUAAAAGGCACA